Aspergillus nomiae NRRL 13137 is the source of this 1212-nucleotide messenger RNA. RefSeq names its product glutathione-independent formaldehyde dehydrogenase. Lineage: Eukaryota; Fungi; Ascomycota; Eurotiomycetes; Eurotiales; Aspergillaceae. The record is from RefSeq and is a predicted model, not a curated record. The coding region runs from base 1 to 1212 and encodes 403 amino acids. Gene Ontology annotation, molecular function: zinc ion binding; oxidoreductase activity. The transcript has 10 exons.
AUGGCCCCAACUACCAUGAAAGCAGUGAAUUAUGUGGGACCGCAUAAGGUCCGGGUCCAAGAAGUUGAGAUGCCCAAGCUGGAACAUCCGGACGACAUCAUUGUCAAGGUCACAACGGCUGCUAUCUGCGGCUCUGACCUGCACAUGUAUGAAGGAAGAACCGCUGCAGAGCCAGGCAUCACGUUUGGUCACGAAAACAUGGGAAUUGUCGAAGAACUAGGCGAAGGUGUCACACUGUUGAAGAAGGGUGAUCGCGUUGUCAUGCCGUUCAAUGUUGCGGAUGGUCGAUGCCGCAACUGUGAUGAAGGCAAAACGGCUUUCUGCACUGGUGUCAACCCCGGGUUUGCAGGUGGUGCUUAUGGUUACGUGGCUAUGGGCCCGUAUCGCGGAGGCCAGGCUCAGUACAUUCGUGUUCCCUAUGCGGACUUCAACGCUCUGUUGCUGCCGCCGGGCACAGAGCACGAAGCCGACUUUGUUCUUCUCGCAGAUAUCUUCCCGACAGGUUGGCAUGGUGUCGAGAUAUCCGGCUUCAAGUCAGGAGAAAGCAUUGCUGUGUUCGGCGCCGGUCCCGUUGGCUUGAUGGCAGCUUAUUCGGCUCAGUUGCGCGGAGCCUCUCGCGUGUUCGUUGUAGACCGUGUUCCUGAGAGACUGGCUGUUGCAGAGAAAAUCGGCUGCACCCCAAUUGAUUUCACCAAGGGCGACGCCGUGGACCAGAUCAUUCGCCUCAAUGGCGGAGAGGUCGACCGCUCCGUGGACGCUGUCGGUUACCAGGCUGUAGACACCAGCGGAUCGAAGGAGAAGCCCAACAUUGUGCUGGAGAAUAUGAUCCGCGUCACGAGGGCCUGCGGAGGCAUGGGAAUUCCUGGCCUCUACGUGCCAAGUGAUCCGGGUGCAUCCGAUGAAGUCGCCGCGAAGGGCGCAAUUAGUCUUAGCUUUGGGAAGCUUUUCGAGAAGGAAAGUGCUUUGCCACUGACAUCGGCUGGUCUCUCUCUUGCUACCGGCCAAUGCAAUGUAAAAGCAUAUAAUCGGUACCUACGAGACUUGAUCAUUGCCGGCAAGGCAAAGCCUAGCUUUGUCGUCUCCCAUGAGAUCAGACUGGAUCAUGCGGAAGUUGCGUACGAGAAGUUCGACAAAAGAGAAGACGGGUAUACCAAGGUGCUGAUCCAUCCAAACGGGGGAUUUGAAUCCACGACAGUCGGACAGGUCAGUUAA